Molecule: messenger RNA, 1132 nt
Organism: Alternaria rosae
Lineage: Eukaryota; Fungi; Ascomycota; Dothideomycetes; Pleosporales; Pleosporaceae
Exons: 1
Coding region: 76-987 (303 amino acids)
Source: RefSeq, a predicted model, not a curated record
GGUCUCGCCAUCUUUUCCGCAGAGGAUUUCCUCGACGCCGGUCUGACUGCUGAGGACCGCGCCUACAUUGCCUUCAUGGCCCAGCAAGAGAGUGGCCACGCCACCCUCCUGACCAACAUGCUUGGCGAGACUGCUCCUCCCCAGUGCACCUACAACUACCCUUACCGCACUGUUCGCGAGUUCAUCGACUUCAACCAGAAGCUCACCCGCUGGGGUGAGUCCGGUGUCUGGGGCUUCCUCGCCCACUUGGACUCCCGCGAGGUCGCCUCCCUCCUCUCGCAAUCCAUUGCCACCGAGGCCCGCCAGCAAAUGUCUUUCCGCCAAAUGCUCGGCCUUGCGCCCCAACCCGUAUGGUUCGAGACUGGCAUCCCGCAGUCUUGGGCAUGGACCUACCUCGCACCCUACAUCAGCUCGUGCCCUGAGAACACAACUCGUCUCGCAUGGCAAAACUUCCCCACGUUGCUCAUCGACAACCAGUCCAACCCCAACCGCUUCUCGCCCAAUGAUACCAAGCCACACGAGGUAGUUGGCGACCGCAUCGCUGACCCCUCUGACUCCACCAUCCCCGCCGAUGAGUCCUGCGUCAACAUCAACGGCACCGAGCACCCAGGUUACUCCUGUGGACCUGCUAUCGCGCGCAACCACAGCGAACCCCUCUCCUUCCCCGGCAAGAAGAUCAACUUUACCUGGGAGAAGCCCGGUCAGGCUGUCGGCCCCAACAACUCUUACGUCACGGAUACCAGUGCCGGCGCCCCCGCGUACGUUGCGUGGGUCAGCCAACUGAACUUGACAUACACGCCCCUUGAGGUCACCGGUGAGAACACUGGUUUCACGUACCAGCCCGCUGCUGAGGUCUACGAGGGUGACCCAUCCGUCAACGGUACUAUGUUCGUUGCUCUGACUGAUGCCAACCCGUUCUUGACUCCCUUCAACUUGAGCAUGAUCAACCCCCACGUUGUUGCUCUUGGUCUUUACCAGGCCGGUUAAGUCUGUCGGUCAGGAACGACAGUGUGAGAACGCUACUGCAGCGAUGCAUAAAGAUUGGAUGAGGCCUAUGAGCCAUGUAAUUAGUUGAGGGAAUGUUUUGUAUGAUAGAGAUAGGCAAUGGAUGAUUGAGAAGGAAGUAAUGCGU